AUGAUGAGAGGCGCGAGAGGUGACGUCAUGAGCAGCCUGGGGAGAGGAAUCUGCAGCCAGACUCACUGUGGUGCAGUAUAUGUCGUGACGUUUCAUUCUAAACCGGUGUCUCAAAAUAACUGUAACACCGCCGCCACUGUGUAUGGUGCGUCUGCGGCUAGUGCACCAUCCUUGUCAUCCUAUGACGAGAGGGAUAUGGUGGCUACCGGCGGCACGGUUCGUGAUGGGGCUGCUGGUGAUAAGAGCACGGCCGACGGUGCUGCACGGCUCACCACAAGUGUCCUGUCCUCGAGCUAUCAUUGAAUGGAGAGCAGGGAGAGAGGUACGAGGAAAGCGGCAAGGAAGAAGAUAUGUAGAGAGAGGAAGAAAGGGAGCAUGAGAAAGAUC
This is a messenger RNA of Portunus trituberculatus (swimming crab), 387 nucleotides long. RefSeq lists its product as uncharacterized. The record is from RefSeq and is a predicted model, not a curated record. NCBI's taxonomy places the organism in Eukaryota, Metazoa, Arthropoda, Malacostraca, Decapoda, Portunidae. The coding region runs from base 1 to 303 and encodes 100 amino acids. The transcript has 2 exons.